Messenger RNA from Pieris macdunnoughi, 1056 nucleotides. The record is from the annotation of a GenBank genome assembly. Lineage: Eukaryota; Metazoa; Arthropoda; Insecta; Lepidoptera; Pieridae.
AUGAACGUCAUUCAAAGAUCGAACUCAAGGCAUCGUGGAGAUGGCUGCGCGUUAUCGAAACGGGCGCUGGUGCAAGUCGCUGUGCGCACGCGGCUGUGGCGACCGGGCGCACCAGCAGCACCAAGUCCAGCGGCAGCACGGGCGGCCGCGGGGCUAGUAGUAUGGCGCGCGUGGUGUUCUAGCGCCCGACGGCGUUACCUUCGCGGGCUGUGGGCCCGAUUGCCGGCGCGGCAUCGUUCGCCCGUCUGCACCGCGUGGCCUCCGCCCCCUGCCCCCCGGCUACUCGCCCGAACCGACUCCCUACUUCGGCGCUUGCAUCACCGCUGGCGCUGUCAACUGUACCGCCAGGCGUUCGACCAGACCGCAAGGAACCGCAUGCGGGAGAAGGUGACAGCCAGCGUGCUGUUCAAGGAUCGCAAAGCGUCGUACGCGGUGAGCGUGGCGCACCCUUUUGUGGGGGAUUACGUGCGCCUCCGAGCGUCCGGGGCGUGGCGACGCGGGGCGGGCUCGGGUGCGGCCGACCGCUACGUGGUGUUCGCGGAUGCGGCGGUGAGGGUAGCGAGGGGGGGCGGCGCCGGACGUGUCCUGGCGGUGGUGUCGACGGCGGCGCUUCUGCUGUUGGAACCGCGAUCGUUGCGUGUGAAGCGACGGGUUCCGGCGCAGCAGGUGUAUCGCCUGUCGCUUUCGCCGCACGCGGAUGACGUGCUGGCGGUGCACGUGCGUGCCCCUGCCGCCCCCGAUGACUCUGACGAGGAUCUCUCGCAGUGCUCCUCGAGGGAUGCGUUGGAUGCCCCCGGGUGUCUAUUUGGGAGUGAAGGCGGUUGGCGGCGACGCGGCGACGUAGUGUUACGGACUUGCCACGUGUUGGAACUGGCCACGAAGCUGUUCCUCGUCGUGCAAAACGCCGUGGGCGCGCCGCCGCACGUUAAUAUUGCUUCCGAAUUUGAAGCAAACUUCGGUCAGCAGUUAGUGACAAUAGCAUUUCAUGCGACGGGCAGUGCCCCCUCUGGGGCUCGCUUAGUCCGGCGCGGAAGCCGUCUUGACGUCCUGCUGUGA